Messenger RNA from Diachasma alloeum, 1835 nucleotides. It is a transcript of the gene Mad, whose product is annotated as max dimerization protein 1. Gene Ontology annotation, molecular function: RNA polymerase II cis-regulatory region sequence-specific DNA binding; protein dimerization activity; DNA-binding transcription factor activity, RNA polymerase II-specific. Lineage: Eukaryota; Metazoa; Arthropoda; Insecta; Hymenoptera; Braconidae. The transcript is spliced from 8 exons. The record is from RefSeq and is a predicted model, not a curated record. The coding region runs from base 862 to 1623 and encodes 253 amino acids. Gene Ontology annotation, biological process: regulation of transcription by RNA polymerase II.
GUGAAGUGCGGAGGUGCCAGGCUGUCGUUCGUUCGUCGGCUCCUCGUCGUCGUCGUCGUCGCGGUCCCCGUUGCCGUGUUCGUCGCCGUCGAAUGUCCAUGUGUCACGUGAACCCGUCAACCAAAAAGGCAAGGAAUUUGUGUAAACUCCAUUGACAAGAGGAUUGAUUAUAAACAUUUACAAAAUUGUGAUCAAGUGUGACGGUGAAGUAGACGUCCAACAGUGUCUGUGUGCGAGGAUUUUUACUAUUUUUUUCCCCAGAGUGAAAGUGAAUGACUGUUGUUUCGUUGACUUUUGUCAUUUCCCCGUGAGAUAAACGUGAUAUUACGGGACAAAUCGAGCAGUAAGUGAGUUUAUCGUCUGGGGGAAGAGGAAAUUUCCCCCCUACCCCCGUGUUUUUGAUUUUGGCAACGUUUUAUUUCUCUCCCGUGGAGUUACGUUGGCUGUGCACUGGAUAUCGCUCCUGCUUAUUGUGUAGUGGUAGAUCGUUGGAGCCGUUAACGGUUCGGGGAUAACACAACGUCACGCAAGCGUACACGAACACACGCUCGCGAGAGUACGAACGCUCCUCCGUGUUUUUUUUUCUUUUUUUUUCUCGGUCGUGAAAUUCUCAGCGAAAAAAAAAAACGAAACGGGGAUUUUUUUCGUGGACAUUGUGGAGGUGUUGGGAAGGGUUUUGACAGUGUAAAGGGGUAGAGACAGGGUGUUUUAAUUAUUUGUUGUGCACCGGCCGGCCGGCCUCAGAGAUCCAGGGAUAUUCAGCCUCGAGGGACUGUUUAAAACGACAAAACGGCUGAUAACGGGCAAUUUGGAUUUAUUAAUCAUAAGACAGAGUAACAGCCUGUAAAACAAGCUGGAAAUAUGAGCAUUGCUGCACUGCUGCAGGCCGCUGAGUACAUUGAACGAAGAGAAAGAGAAGCUGAGCAUGGAUAUGCGUCGACUAUGCCCCUUCCUGAUGAUCUGCGGACGAUCACCAAGAGGCCAAAGACGAAAAAAUCACAGGGUAGUCGAACUACCCACAACGAACUGGAAAAAAAUAGGCGGGCGCACCUCAGAAACUGCCUGGAAAAGUUGAAAGUCCUUGUGCCUCUGGGGCCUGAAACGUCGAGGCACACCACCCUCGGUCUUCUCACCAAGGCCAAGCGAUUUAUCAAGAGUCUCGAGGAUAGGGAACGAAAGCAUUCGGCUCACAGGGAGCAAUUGUCACGUGAGCACAGAUAUCUCAGACGGAGACUCGAGCAAUUGACGAAUCAAACGGGCCUCCAUGGUUUGCGUGGUAUACACGGCCUGGAUAAUAUCCAUGGGUUGAGUACAAGCGCACCAUCGGGUACGUCGUGCAGUCAAGCGGUUGCAGCGGCUGCAUUACUAUCCAAAAGACGAAGUGUCUCCGAAUGCUCGGUCACCACUGUCUCCUCCACGGGCUCAGCUGUGAGCUCUGGAAAUUCCGACAGAUCCACUGGCAGUCCAUCCUCUGUCUCGGAAUCUGAUGAAGUCGAUGUGAUUGGAUACACGAGCAAUCAGUCCGACACUGACGACCACAGCAGCAUCCAGAGCAGCAGUGACAGUGGUGUCGCAAUGUCCACGUCACGACUGACUCUCUCCGAAAUGAUGGACAAUCUCUAGACAAACAUGUGCAGAGUUACAUAACGAGGGAGCAUUCCGGAGGAUGUUGCGUCGAGAAUGUCGCAAAAAUAAGUUGGCAAAAUGAGCGUGAAAAAAAGAAAACUUUAAUGCAAGAGAACAAGAAGAACCCAGUGUUUUUAAAAUCGUACAUCUCAUCAAACUCGAUGAUUUUCUGGUCGUAAUGAAGAGAGAGAGAGAGAGAGAGAGAGAGA